Messenger RNA from Ornithorhynchus anatinus (platypus), 4122 nucleotides. It is a transcript of the gene ADCY3, whose product is annotated as adenylate cyclase 3. The record is from RefSeq and is a predicted model, not a curated record. Gene Ontology annotation, cellular component: plasma membrane. Lineage: Eukaryota; Metazoa; Chordata; Mammalia; Monotremata; Ornithorhynchidae. Gene Ontology annotation, biological process: cAMP biosynthetic process; adenylate cyclase-activating G protein-coupled receptor signaling pathway; intracellular signal transduction. Gene Ontology annotation, molecular function: adenylate cyclase activity.
CAGGCCGAGGCCCCCCGAGGAGGCCCCCCCGGCAUGUCGCCGCCCCGCGCCUUCCCGGAGCCCGAGUAUUCGGCCGACUGGUCGGUGAGCCUGCCCUCCGAGGCGGAGCGGGGUCCCCACGCCCCCACCGCCCGGCGACCCCGCGAGGUGACGGGGGGCGGGUCGGGCCCCUGCCCGCGCCCGCCCGGCUCCGUGCGGCUGGCCUUCGUCCCCGCCUCCCUGGAGAGGCUCUACCAGACCUACUUCAGACGGCAGCGCCACGACACCCUGCCGGUGCUGGGCAUCUUCGCCGCGCUCUUCGACUGCUACGUCCUGCUCACGUGCGGCCCGGCCUUCUCCCCCGACCGGGCGGCCCCCUUGGCGGUGGCGGGCGGGGGGCUGCUGCUGGCCGCCCCGCUGCUCGUCCCCCUCGGGAAGGGGCCCCCGGCCGCCCGCCCGGCCCGCCUGGCCCGCCGGGCCGGUCCCUACCUGCUGUGGCUGCUCGUCGUCGCCCAGAUAUUCUGCUACCUGGGCCUGGCCUUCUUCCGCGCCCACGCGGUCGGCGACGCGGCGGGCUGGCUGGCCUUCUUCGUCUUCUCGUCCUUCGUCACGCUGCCCCUCGGGCUGGCGCCCCUGGUGCUGGUGUCCGGGGCCCCCUGCGCCCUCCACACCUUGGUCCUGGGCGUCGCCGUCGCGCGGCGGCGGCGGGAGCGGCCGGACGGGGCCGAGCCGCUGAGAGAGGUCCUGGCCAAUGUGGUCAUCUACCUCUGCGCCAUCGCCGUGGGCAUCAUGUCCUACUACAUGGCCGACCGCAAGCACCGCAAGGCCUUUCUGGAGGCUCGCCAGUCCCUCGAGGUCAAGAUCAACCUGGAGGAACAGGGGCAGCAGCAGGAAAGCCUGAUGCUGUCCAUCUUGCCCAAACACGUGGCAGACGAGAUGCUGAAGGACAUGAAGAGGGAUAAGACGCAGAAGGAGCUGCAGCAGUUCAACACCAUGUACAUGUACCGACACGAGAACGUCAGCAUCCUGUUUGCGGACAUCGUGGGCUUCACGCAGCUGUCUUCCACCUGCAGCGCCCAGGAACUGGUCAAGCUCCUCAAUGAGCUGUUCGCCCGUUUCGAUAAGCUGGCGGCCAAAUACCACCAGCUGCGGAUCAAGAUCCUGGGCGAUUGUUACUACUGCAUCUGCGGGCUCCCGGACUACCGAGAGGACCACGCCGUCUGCUCCAUCCUCAUGGGGCUCGCCAUGGUGGACGCCAUCUCGUAUGUGCGGGAGAAGACGCAGACCGGGGUGGACAUGCGAGUCGGGGUGCACACGGGCACGGUGCUGGGCGGCGUGCUGGGGCAGAAACGCUGGCAGUACGACGUCUGGUCCACGGACGUCACCGUCGCCAACAAAAUGGAAGCCGGGGGCAUCCCGGGGCGGGUGCACAUCUCCCAGAGCACCCUGGACUGCCUGAAGGGCGUCGAGGUGGAGCCGGGCAACGGGGGGCAGCCGGUGCACUAUCUGGAGGAGAAGGGGAUCGUCACCUACCUCAUCCGCGCGUCCGGGCCGGCCCGGCCGCGGCCAGAGUGGCCGUCAACGUGUGGUGAGGGACCGCCGGGCGCGGGGGCGGAUGGGGGCGGGGGGCCCCCGCGCCCACCGACCUCUGACCGCGUGGUGCCUCUGCCCGCCAAAGAGCAGAACGGGAGCGUCAACACCACCUGCUCCAGCCCCCGGCAGCCCCUUGACCCUGCCCCACAGGUGGUUAACCCUUCCUUCCCCAAUCCCCGUCGGCGCCUGCGCCUGCGCGACUUGGCCGAAGGGUGGGUCGACGCCUCCGAGCACGAACACGAGCUCAAUCAGCUGCUCAACGAGCCCUCCUGGAGCGGGAGUCGGGCCCAAGGGGUGGGGGCAAAGGGCAGGACCACCUUCCUGCUGUCCAUCCGCUUCGUGGAUCCGGAGCUGGAGAGCCGCUACUCUGUGGAGAAGGAGAAACAGAGUGGGCCGCGUUCAGCUGUUCCUGCGUGGUUUCUCUUCUGCACGGCCCUCGUCUGGCUGAUGGCCAAUACGUGGACCUUCGUGGUGGGGGAGGGGCUCCUGCUGAUCCUGACCGUGGGUUCCCUGGCGGCCAUCUUCCCCGGUAAGGUGUUCCCCGAGAAGCUGGUGGCCUUCUCCACCUGGAUCGACAGGACACGCUGGGCCAGGAACACUUGGGCUAUGGCGGCCAUCAUCAUCCUCAUCAUGGCCGACCUUCUCAGCUGCCUGAACCGCUCCGGGGAUCCCGGCAACUGGACGGCGGCAGGCGGCUGUGCCGCGAACCCCAAAUACUCCAGCUACGUCGCGGUCCUGACCCUGAUCGCCACCGUCAUGCUGGUGCAGGUCAGCCACAUGGUCAAGCUCACCCUCAUGCUGCUGCUCUUGGUGGGCGUGGGCGUGGUCAACAUCUACGCCUGGCACCCCGCCUUCGACCGGUACGACCGCCAGCAGCUCCGGGAGCACGGCAGCUCGCCCCACCUCAACAGCCCGGAGAAUCGGGCGCCGUUUCCCGGCCCGCUCAACGGCACCAGCAGCCUGCCCCUGGUCCCCUCCAAGUACUCGAUGACGGCGAUGAUCUUCGUAAUGAUGCUGAGUUUUUACUAUUUCUCUCGCCAUGUGGAGAGGCUGGCGCGGACGCUGUCCUGUGGAAAGAUGGAGGUGCACGACCAGAAGGAGCGCGUCUACGAGAUGCGGCGCCUGGAACGAGGCCUGGUCACCAACAUGCUGCCGGACCACGUGGGCCCGACACUUCCUGGGCUCCAAGAAGAGGAUGAGGUGAGGACCCCCACCCCCCGACAUCCCCCGGGCCCGCCGGGGGGCUCCCGCGCUCACCGACACGUGGCGGGGCCUCCCGGCGUCGACGGGAGCGGCCCCCGCCGGGCCCUCCUCGCUCUCCUUCUCCCGUGUCCCCAGGAACUCUACAGUCAGGCCUACGACGAGAUCGGGGUCAUGUUCGCUUCGCUGCCCAACUUCGCCGACUUCUACACGGAGGAGAGCAUCAACAACGGCGGCAUCGAGUGCCUGCGCUUCCUCAAUGAGAUUAUCUCCGACUUCGACUCCCUCCUAGACAACCCUCAGUUCCGGAUCAUCACCAAGAUCAAGACCAUCGGCAGCACCUACAUGGCCGCAUCCGGGGUCACCCCAGAGGCCAACACCAACGGCUUUACCAGCGCCAGCAAGGAGGGCCAGUCGGACAAGGAGCGCUGGCAGCACCUGGCCGACCUGGCCGACUUCGCCCUGGCCAUGAAGGACACGCUGACCAGCAUCAACAACCAGUCUUUCAACAACUUCAUGCUGAGAAUCGGUAUGAACAAAGGCGGGGUUCUGGCAGGGGUCAUCGGCGCCCGCAAGCCCCACUACGAUAUCUGGGGGAACACGGUUAACGUGGCCAGCAGGAUGGAGUCCACCGGGGUCAUGGGCAACAUCCAGGUGGUGGAGGAGACGCAGGACAUCCUCCGGACGUUCGGCUUCCGCUUCGUGCGGCGCGGCCGUGUCUUCGUCAAGGGCAAAGGGGAGCUGCUGACCUUCUUCCUCAAGGGGCGGGAGAAGGUGGCCCCUUUCCCCAACGGCAGCUCCUCCGUCACCCUGCCGCACCAGGUGGUCGACUGCUCCUGAAGGCACCGCGCCCCCCUGCCCCCCGCCGGGAAGGACCCGGGCUGGCGGGGGGGAACCUGCGGUGGGGUCUGGCCCCACGCUCACAUCCCCACGCUCUGCCCCAAGGAGCCGAGACCAGGUCUCGCGCCGCCGUCGCCACUUAGUCGCAGCUGCCUCCCUCUCCUCUCCCCGCCCCACCCCCUCUCCUGGAGGAGGGAGCCGGAGGCUGCCCGCCGCCCAACCGCCUGCCUGCCCCUCUCGCCCCCGGGCAGCCGCGGCGCGGGGCAGCCGGGGAAGGACGCGGGGCGGCACCGCCCGCCGCCGGACCGGGCCGGGCCGAGCCCGCGGUCCCCGCCGUCGGCCCGCGGGAAGGUCAGGGACCCUGGGGUUCGGCCGGCCGCCGGGGGCCGGGGCCCGGCCCGGCUCCCAGCGGCCGAAGCGGGAGGAGAGCGCGCGUGCAAUACUUCCUUUCACUUGGAGAGAAAAUAAUUGUGUAUUUCAAGAGGAAAAUAUAUUCUAUCUACAAACAGA